Molecule: messenger RNA, 294 nt
Organism: Paraglomus occultum
Lineage: Eukaryota; Fungi; Glomeromycota; Glomeromycetes; Paraglomerales; Paraglomeraceae
Source: the annotation of a GenBank genome assembly
AUGUCGCCAUCGAACGGUCUUGGCACUCUCGCAUAUAAGGAUCCAGCAUCUUUCAAUGAUGAUAACGAGUCAUGUGAACAUGGAAAGGAAUCCGAUAUUUUCAGCCUGGGUGUAAUACUCUGGGAGAUAUCGAGCGGGAAAAUGCCGUGUGACGGACAUCGUGAACAUGCUACAAUCGUUAUGUAUAGACUUAAUGGCUCUCGUGACAAUCCAUUUCCCGGAACACCUGAAGAAUAUAUUAAGCUGUAUUCAGAAUGUUGGGAUGAAGACCCUAAUAAGCGACCAAUUUAUUAG